CUAAUCGUGUGCUGUUCCAUAGGGAAGCAGAAAGCCUCGCUGGGUCGGGAGUGAUCCUGUGCUGUGGGACACAGUCUCGAGGGAACUGACCUGCCCGCAUCGUAAUGGGAGUAAUGACUCGGGCCUCAUCUGUUCUAUGGUGGGCCAGAAUGAAGAAAGCAUCCUCGCUGUGGAGACCCAGUCCACUGGGCACAGCGAUCCUGAGUCCACCAUGCCUAGUCCCUGGACUCAGACCUCCACGGUGGGGUCACCUUGGGCCAAGCAAACAAUAGUGUUUGCUCCGAGCCCCUCAUGUCAACACAUGGACAUUCUCCGUGGAGUUGAGCCCCCGGCGUAUAAGCAGUGUGAGGGGACCUUCCCAUGUGCUCAGCGCCAUGAUUUGUCCUCAGACACUCUUACUACACAGGAUCCUUCUGACUGUCAGCGAGGUGGACACACUCUGAGUCAACCUUCACACCCGAGUGAUCCUAAGAAAGUCCAGACAGGAAAGAAACAACAUCUAUGCCCCGAGUGUGGCAAGGCCUUCUCUUACUCUUCGUCCCUUACUGUACACAAGAAAAUUCAUACAGGAGAGAAGCCUUAUACAUGCCAAGAGUGUGGAAAGGCCUUCACUCAGUCUUCACAGCUUACGAUGCACAUGAAUGUCCAUAAUGGUGCGAAACCCUACACGUGUCAGGAGUGUGGGAAGGCCUUUUCUCGAUUCUCAACCCUUCAUGCGCAUAAGAAAAUUCAUACAGGAGAGAAGCCUUAUUCAUGUCAGCAGUGUGGAAAGGCCUUCGCUCAUUCCUCGAAGCUUAUUAGGCACAUGACUAUUCAUACUGGAGAGAAACCGUAUUCGUGUCAGGAGUGUGGGAAGCUCUUCACCCAAUUCUCAAACCUUUCCGCGCACAUGAAAGUUCAUACUGGAGAGAAGCCUUAUUUAUGUCAGGAGUGUGGGAAGGCCUUCUCUAAUUCCUCCAACCUUAGUAGUCACAUGAAUAUCCAUACUGGUGAGAAGCGUUUUUCAUGUCCGCAAUGCGGGAAGGCUUUCAUUAAAUCCUCACAACUUUCGGUGCACAUUAAAAUUCAUACAGGAGAAAAGCCUUAUUCAUGUCAGCAGUGUGGGAAGGCCUUCGCUCAUUCCUCAAAGCUUAUUAGGCACAUGACUGUUCACACUGGAGAGAAACCGUAUUCAUGUCAGGAGUGUGGGAAGCUCUUCACGCAAUUCUCAAACCUUUCUGUGCACAUGAAAGUCCAUACAGGAGAAAAGCCUUAUUCAUGUCCGGAAUGUGGAAAGGCCUUCUCUCAUUCCUCCAACCUUAGUAGUCACAUGAAUAUUCAUACUGGCGUGAAGCCUUAUUCAUGUCCGGAAUGUGGGAAGGCUUUCAUUAAAUCCUCACGACUUACUGUGCACAUGAAAGUUCAUACAGGAGAGAAGCCUUAUUCAUGUCAGGAGUGUGGGAAGGCUUUUGCUGAUUCCUCAAAGCUUAUUAGGCACAUGGCUACGCAUACGAGAGAGAAACCUUAUUCAUGUCAGGAAUGCGGAAAGUUCUUCACUCAAUUCUCAAACCUUUCUGUGCACAUGAAAGUUCAUAACGGCAAGGUGUGUGGAAAGGCCUUCUCUCAUUCCUCCAACCUUAGUAGUCACAUGAAUUUUCAGACUGGUGAGAAGCGUUAUUCAUGUCCAGAGAGCUGA
Messenger RNA from Suncus etruscus (white-toothed pygmy shrew), 1675 nucleotides. RefSeq names its product gastrula zinc finger protein XlCGF57.1-like. Lineage: Eukaryota; Metazoa; Chordata; Mammalia; Eulipotyphla; Soricidae. The transcript has a single exon. Bases 137 to 1675 code for a protein of 512 amino acids. The record is from RefSeq and is a predicted model, not a curated record. Gene Ontology annotation, biological process: regulation of transcription by RNA polymerase II. Gene Ontology annotation, cellular component: PcG protein complex; transcription regulator complex. Gene Ontology annotation, molecular function: RNA polymerase II cis-regulatory region sequence-specific DNA binding; DNA-binding transcription factor activity, RNA polymerase II-specific.